This is a messenger RNA of Sphenostylis stenocarpa, 1209 nucleotides long. Lineage: Eukaryota; Viridiplantae; Streptophyta; Magnoliopsida; Fabales; Fabaceae. The record is from the annotation of a GenBank genome assembly.
AUGUGCCAAUAUGGUCUCCCAUUCUUAGCAAAAUGCACCCCAUGUGAUUCAUCAGUUCUAGAGUCGGCCUGCCCCACAAAUGGAAGGUCCGGAAAUUUCAAACAAUUCAACUGCCCACCUGGCUUCUACAAUGAUCUAGCCACUCUGCUGCUUACCACUAAUGAUGAUGCUGUUCGAAACAUAUUCUCAACCAACACCCCUCAAGAAUAUCAACCCAUGUCCCUCCUAAUUUUCUUUGUACUAUAUUGCAUAUUAGGACUAAUUACUUUUGGAAUUGCUGUGCCAUCCGGGCUUUUCCUCCCAAUUAUUCUUAUGGGCUCAGGUUAUGGCCGCCUUCUUGGCAUCUACAUGGGACCUCAUACAAACAUUGACCAAGGGUUGUUUGCAGUACUUGGUGCAGCAUCCCUCAUGGCUGGUUCCAUGAGGAUGACGGUAUCCCUUUGUGUGAUCUUUCUUGAGCUCACAAACAAUCUUCUACUGCUACCAAUAACAAUGAUUGUUCUCCUCAUAGCCAAAACUGUGGGAGACAGUUUCAACCCAAGUAUCUAUGAGAUCAUACUUCACUUGAAAGGCCUUCCUUUCAUGGAUGCAAAUCCCGAGCCAUGGAUGAGAAAUCUAACUGUGGGUGAGCUUGUUGAUGUAAAGCCAUCAGUGGUUACCCUCCGUGGAAUAGAAAAGGUAGCCAAAAUAGUAGAUGUCUUGAAAAACACUGCACAUAAUGGUUUCCCUGUUAUGGAUGAUGGGGUAGUACCGCCAGUAGUAGGACAGGCCAAUGGAGCAACAGAACUGCAUGGAGUAGUACUAAGAGCACAUCUCAUCCAAGCACUAAAGAAAAAGUGGUUCUUCAAAGAAAGAAGGAGAACAGAGGACAGGGAAGUGAGAGAGAAAUUUACCUGGGUAGAGCUGGCUGAGAGAGAAGGAAGUAUUGAAGGGGUGGCUGUGACCAGCGAGGAAAUGGAGAUGUUUGUUGAUCUACACCCUCUUACAAAUACAACCCCCUUUACGGUGCUAGAGAGCAUGUCAGUAGCAAAAGCAAUGAUCCUCUUCAGGCAAGUUGGACUUCGUCAUCUGCUUGUAGUACCCAAGUAUCAAGCAUCUGGGGUUUCCCCAGUAAUUGGGAUCUUGACCAGGCAAGAUCUUCUGGCACACAACAUUCUAGCAGUCUUUCCUCACCUGGCAAAAUCUAAGAGCAGAGAAAAGAGGAAUUGA